Messenger RNA from Lodderomyces oxycetoniae, 2238 nucleotides. Its product is annotated as pseudouridine-5'-phosphate glycosidase family protein. The transcript has a single exon. The coding region runs from base 1 to 2238 and encodes 745 amino acids. Lineage: Eukaryota; Fungi; Ascomycota; Pichiomycetes; Serinales; Debaryomycetaceae. Gene Ontology annotation, molecular function: pseudouridylate synthase activity. The record is from RefSeq and is a predicted model, not a curated record.
AUGAAGAGGAACGUUUUACGCAUUGCAAAAGAAGUAAAAGAUGCACUUAACUCCAAGAGACCAGUGGUAUCGCUAGAGUCCACUAUAAUUUCCCACGGACUUCCAUACCCGCAGAAUAUUAACAUGGCUAAUGAAGUUGAAGCGACCUUACGAGACUGCGGCGUUGUGCCAGCAACAUGUGCUUUCCUCAAUGGACAGCCACAUAUCGGUAUGACGCAAUCUGAAUUGCUACAAUUUGCCGAAUCUUCGCAACUGGGUAAAGUGACUAAGGUGUCAAGAAGAGAUAUCGGCUAUGUAAUGGCCAACAAGUUGAACGGUGGUACUACAAUUGCGCUGACAAUGAUUCUUUCGCAUUAUGCAGGAAUAAAGUUUUUCGCAACCGGUGGAUUAGGUGGUGUUCAUCGAGAUAUGCCGGGAGAAUUAUCGAUGGAUAUUUCGGCCGACUUGACUGAAUUGGGACGAACUCCAGUGAGUGUGAUAUGCGCUGGUCCUAAGUCGAUCUUGGAUAUUUCGAAAACAUUGGAAUUCCUAGAAACCCAGGGUGUUUUCGUUGGUACGUAUAAUGAGGAUAAUCGACCUUUGAAUAAGUUAAAGAUUCCCGGUUUUUACUGUCGAGAAUCCAAAGUUUCCUCGCCAUUUGGAUUUAAUACUUUUGAAGAAGCUGCCAAGAUUGUGUUUAAUCAGAAUCUUUUGGGAUUGCAAAGUGGCAAUGUCUUUUGUAUCCCUCCACCAAAGGAAACUGCAUUAGAUAAUGAUUUCAUAUCGAAAGUCAUUGAUCAUGCAGAUAAAGAAGCACGAGAAAGAGGAAUAUCGGGGAAGCAAUUGACCCCCUUUUUAUUAGGUCAAAUUGCAGAAAGGACUAAAGGUAAAUCUAUUGCUUGUAAUGUGAGUCUAGUCAAGAAUAAUGCGAAAGCAGCUGCUGAAAUUGUAAAAGCAUACCAUAGGCUAGGUACGGUAAAUCAAUCAGUAAGUGCAUAUACGUCUAGUUCCUCAACAACAACAACAACAAGGAAGAAUAAUAGAAACAAUCUUUUAGUUGUUGGGUCAGUUGCUCUUGAUACUGCUGCUGCACUAUCAACCAAUUACAGAAAACACGAUUCGAAUAUUGGCACAAUCACAAAUUCAGUAGGUGGUGUAGGCUACAACAUUGCAUUAGCAAGUAGCUACAUCCACAACGAUACCAAAUUUAUAUCGAGAAUCGGAAACGAUUUUGCUGGUGAAACAAUAUCCAACUAUCUUAAAAAUCAACUAUCAUCUAGAUUAACCAUUGGUGAUAAAAACACUGCCCAGUAUGUAAGUAUACAUGACAAUGAUAAAGGAGAUUUGAACAUUGCAUGUGCAGACAUGUCGAUCAUUGAAGAGCCAAAGUUCCUGGAGCAAGUUAUUGAAACAAUUCAACAGGAUAAACCCAAGAUUGUGAUUCUCGAUUGUAACUUAUCGGCACAACUGAUGAACAAUAUAGUCCUGUAUCUGAAUCUGAAUUUGGAUCUGAAUUCGAGUCUGAGUCUGUAUCAACAACAAUAUAUCAUUGAGCCCACUUCACAUGUAAAAGCUAAAAGAAUAGGGGCUUUGGACUUGUCGGUUUUCCCUUACAAUCAAGUCAAACUAGUAACCCCAACCAUUGAGGAGCUCAAGAGUAUAUUUGAGUCAAUGUCUCAACAAGGUAAAUUCAAUUGUUUAGAGAAUUGGUUUCCUAUUAUUGAUGCAAUGAAUAUAGACUUCCAAAUGAGAGAAAAGCUCAUGAGAUUUGAUAGUAAGAAUAAAUUCAAUUUUCAAAGCUCAGGUGUGUUUCAGCAAUGUUUCCAUUUACUACCUUAUUUCCAAAACAUUAUUGUCAAAUUGGGUUCUCGAGGCGUGUUACUUGUUAGUCUAGUGACAAACUUGCAAGACUUGAAAAGCAUUCCAACAACAUCCAAAUAUAAACCAAUGAUUACAAUAACUAAUGAUGUUGACAGUAAAAUUGGUAUACUUAUCGAAUACUAUCCCGCUCCAAAAGAGAAUGAAAAUUUGAAAAUCGUGAAUGUGACGGGGGCAGGCGAUACAUUAGUUGGGUUCCUAGCUGGUAAAAUGGCUGAGUCCUUAUCAAACAAUGAACUCAGUGGUAAUUGGUUAGAUCAUGAAAUAAAAUCAAGCGAACAAGUUUGGAAGAAGUGGGAAAAUAUUUACAAGGCACAAUUAGCUAGCGGUAUGACUUUGAAGUGCUUAAAAUCCGUUAGUGAGGAUAUAGCAAAACUUUAG